Molecule: messenger RNA, 2919 nt
Organism: Cydia strobilella
Lineage: Eukaryota; Metazoa; Arthropoda; Insecta; Lepidoptera; Tortricidae
Gene: nAChRbeta2
Product: acetylcholine receptor subunit beta-like 2
Exons: 12
Coding region: 37-1785 (582 amino acids)
Biological process (GO): chemical synaptic transmission; regulation of membrane potential; signal transduction
Cellular component (GO): postsynaptic membrane; synapse; plasma membrane
Molecular function (GO): transmembrane signaling receptor activity; acetylcholine-gated monoatomic cation-selective channel activity
Source: RefSeq, a predicted model, not a curated record
UGAUACAAGUCUUCAGUCGAUAGCCAACAGCGAGUGAUGUUACGCGCGUGGUUCGUGUGCGCAAGCGCGUGUGUCUGCGCGCUGCUUUUCGCGCGCGCUGCGCCCGCGCCGCCUCUGCACACGCAUGUCAAAGACUCAAAGGUGCAAGAAAAGACCAUCGUAGUGCGGAGGAUGCCAAAUGCGUACUUCUACCCGUUCAGCUUAUGGCCCUUGCCUAAGUUUCCUGUCAGAGGCCUAAGGCUUCUUGAAGCCAACCCCAACGUCAAGCGAUUGUAUGAUGACCUGCUUAGCAACUACAACCGGUUGAUCCGACCUGUGACCAACGUGUCGGACAUUCUGACCGUACGGCUCGGACUAAAACUGUCACAGCUCAUGGAGGUCAAUUUGAAGAACCAGGUCAUGACUACAAACCUGUGGGUCGAGCAGAAAUGGUUCGACUAUAAGCUGCAGUGGAAUCCUGAUGAAUACGGCGGCGUGGAGAUGCUGUACGUUCCCUCGGAACACAUCUGGCUGCCCGACAUCGUACUGUACAACAACUGGGAUGGCAACUACGAAGUGACGCUGAUGACAAAGGCCACAAUCAAGUACACGGGCGAGGUGAACUGGAAGCCACCGGCCAUCUACAAGUCCUCCUGUGAGAUCAACGUCGAAUACUUCCCCUUUGACGAGCAGACUUGCUUCAUGAAGUUCGGAUCGUGGACUUACAGCGGAUUUCAGGUGGAUUUAAAGCAUAUGGAUCAACCGGCAGGCAGCAGCUUGGUGCACGUGGGCAUCGACUUGAGCGAGUUUUACCUUUCUGUGGAAUGGGAUAUUCUAGAAGUGCCCGCUACGAGGAACGAGGAAUACUACCCGUGCUGUCCCAAUGAACCAUUCUCUGACAUAACAUUCAAACUGACCAUGAGGCGGAAGACCUUAUUCUAUACCGUCAACCUGAUCAUUCCCUGCGUCGGCCUCACCUUCCUCACUGUGCUCGUGUUCUAUUUACCUUCGGACUCUGGGGAGAAGAUCUCGCUCUGCAUCUCAAUCCUGGUGUCCCUCACCGUGUUUUUCCUCGGUCUGGCGGAGAUCAUCCCGCCAACCUCCCUGGCGAUCCCUCUGCUUGGGAAAUAUCUACUUUUCACCAUGAUUCUCGUCUCGCUCAGCGUUUGGGUGACAGUGUGCAUACUAAACGUGCAUUUCAGGUCCCCAUCAACCCACACCAUGUCGCCCUGGAUGAAGAAGCUGUUCCUCCAGCUGAUGCCGAAACUCCUCAUGAUGCGGCGGACCAAGUACUCCCUCCCCGAGUAUGACGACACCUUCGUCUCCAACGGAUACACGAACGAGCUGGAAAUGAGUCGCGACAGCUUGACUGAUGCUUUCGGUGACAGCAAAAACGGUGACGACGGUGACUACAGGAAGUCUCCCAACCCUGAAGAUGACAUGAUGGCUGCUGGAGGAUAUCAGAGACCUUCAGUAACCGAAUCCGAAAAUAUGCUGCCACGUCAUCUCUCGCCAGAAGUGGCAGCAGCUCUGCAGAGCGUGAGGUUCAUCGCUCAACACAUUAAGGAUGCUGACAAGGAUAAUGAGGUGAUCGAAGACUGGAAAUUCAUGUCUAUGGUGCUUGAUCGCUUCUUCCUCUGGUUGUUCACCAUCGCCUGCUUCGUGGGCACCUUCGGCAUCAUCUUCCAGUCGCCGUCUCUGUACGACACGCGUGUGCCUGUCGACCAGCAGCUGUCUUCCAUUCCUAUGAGGAAAAGCAACUUCUUCUACCCGAAGGGCGUUGAGACUAUUGGAAUUAUCAGUUAAAUUGUGAAGGAAAAGAGAAGUUUAAUGAGCAUUAUUAAAAAUAGAAGAGGAAAAAUGAUCGGCCACCUGCUACGACACGACCACUUCAUCAGAAACAUCUUAGAAGGGAAAAUAAAUUGAAGGAGAGGUAGGGGAAGACCAAAAAAAAAGUUAUAUGAGUCAAGUAAAGGAGCAUGUAGGGACCGUGUCGUACCAGAACACUAAGGGGCUGGCUUCGGAUCGACCAAGGUGGAGACAACUUCAUCACGCUGCACGGACAAGAGCUCACAGCUGCUCUGCUCUUAAAUUGAAUGAUGAUAAGUUAAAUUGUAUUAAUACAAAUGUGAUCUUGAUUCUGAUUCCUUCUGAAAGUAAUGGGUUUAUAUGUUCAGGACAAAAUAUUUUUUUUGUCACAUUUCACAUUACUAUUGGGAUAGUUAGUUAAAUUGUAAUUGUACAUGUAGAAGAAACUGAUUUAUACUUGUAUUUUUUAAAAUUCUAGAAAAUUUAGGGAAUUAGUACAUUGUGUAUGUCAAAAACUAAUAACUAUAUAUAUAUUUGUUUAAUAUAUUUGAUAGCUUUUAACUGGAUUUCAUUGUUGACCUUUAUUAAAAAUUCUUACUUAUUAAUUAGGCUAAAAUAGACACGUAAUAGAAACUCAGUAAAAGACACAAUAGUAGUACAAAAUUCUAAGUAGGUAUCGGUUAAGUAUCUAAAAAUAUUAUAUUAAACUCGUAAUUCCUAGUAAAUAAAAUACUGGAAAACCUUUUUAUCUAGGUCUUGUAAAUUAACCAAACAGAAGUGCAGGCAGGUCAUUAUUAUGAUAUAAUAAUUAUAUAGAAAGAGAAUCUGAACACGCCUCUAUUGUCAAGGCGCUAGAGUGCGUGUUCAGAUAUUUUUGGGCACCUUGGCCGCUCCGAUAUAUCUGAUGGCGACUGUAUAUUGACACGCCUCUAUUGUUAUGGCGUUAAAGAAUAUGUUCAGAUACUUUUGAGGACAUUAACCGCUCCGAAAUAUCUAGUGGUGACUGUUGGUUGUACAAACCAACAUGAACGCUGUUUUGUGCAAAAAUAUGUACAUAUUAAAAAUGUAGAAUACGAGUAUCACUGACGAGCUAUAAUUUGCACUAAUCUCUCGAAUAAUUUGUAUGUUGAA